Choloepus didactylus (southern two-toed sloth) is the source of this 267-nucleotide messenger RNA. RefSeq names its product non-histone chromosomal protein HMG-14-like. The transcript has a single exon. Gene Ontology annotation, cellular component: nucleus; chromatin. Lineage: Eukaryota; Metazoa; Chordata; Mammalia; Pilosa; Megalonychidae. The record is from RefSeq and is a predicted model, not a curated record. Gene Ontology annotation, biological process: chromatin organization. Gene Ontology annotation, molecular function: nucleosomal DNA binding. Bases 1 to 267 code for a protein of 88 amino acids.
AUGCCCAAGAGGAAGGUCGGCUUGGCAGAAGGCACAGGGGAGGAGCCCAAGAGGAGGACAGCAAGGCUGUCAGCUAAGCCUGCUCCUGUGAAAGUGGAAACGAAGCCAAAAAAGGCAGCAGGAAAGGAUAAGUCUUCAGACAAAAAAGUGCAACCAAAAAGGAAAAGAGGAGCAAAGGGAAAACAGCCCAAAAUGGCUAACCAAGAAACUAAAGAUUUACCUGCAGAAAAUACAGAAACUAAAAAUGAAGAGUCCAGUCUCUCAUGA